CAUGAGCCGCCCGUGAGAUCCAGCAGCAGUCAGUUGUAGUGUGUAAAUGGAGGAUUCAUGUUUUGUUCCCGUUGGAUCUAAGCAGCUGACCUGAUGUGUGUGUUUGCCUCCAGCAGCAGUGACGGGGACAGACAGUGAGGAGAGGAGGGACGCACAUCCACAGACUCAAGUGUGAGGAAGAUUUCAGUCCAGCUUUCACUUCGCGCUCACUGCACACGACUUGACUGAAAUAUGGGUUGUAGGCUUCCUAAGUUCCGGAAGGCAGAGGAGAGGCGAAGCCCGGGCAAUAUCUACUCCACCCUUCGACGGCCUCAGGUCGAGACUAAAGUGGGCGUGGCCUACACCUACCACUUCCUGGAUUUUCUGUUGGGAAAAGAAGAGGUGCCGGUGUCGUCCGUGCUUUGUCUCUCCUCUGUGAGAGAGCUACCAGUUCAGGUCAGAGAACUCUAUGCGCAGGGUUUUGUCCUGGUCGCCGUCCAUCCAUUUGUCCAUCCCUGUGGCCCUCGUCACGCACACAUCCAACGCCAGCUCCACAGGGCCGUGCUGGUCCGAGAGACUCCGAGUUCAGAGAAAAGCCAACUGAGGUGGGCAAGACAUCGUCUGGAGACAGAUGUGUGUGUGGCAGGUCACCAGGCUGCUGACCCAGAAGUGAUCCAGAGCUACGUCAAGAGAAUCCAGGAUGUAGCAGAACAAGGGGUGAUGUUUGUAGGCUUUCUCCAGCAGCCCGGUGGAGGGCCCUGCUACUUGGGGCACUGGGACCCUGAAGAGCUAUCCUCUUUACAUUCAAGCCCUUCACCCAUACGUAGACACCCUUUCAGCGCCAACACCAGCCCAACAGAUCCCACAGAGCCACAUCAUAAUGACACGGACCGUCACCACUUUGAACUUCAAGAGUUAGAUCAUGAAGGAGUAGAGCGAAACGUACGGGACCACAAGAUAAGAGAGCCGGACUUCAGUCCUCUGAAACCUAUUCAGUGUUUUAACCAAGAUGAGCAGAUCCAGACCUUACAGAUGAGCCUCAAAGAGUCACUAGAAUCAACAAACCAACCUCAACAUCACAGCAAACCCAGUUCAGACACAGUUCAGUGGUGUCCAAAUCAAAACCAAGCAGAAGCCCAAGGGAACCAAAUGUGUCCCAGCCCUCUGGAAACUGCAGGUAUAAUCAGACGGCAUCUACCAGACCUCCAAGAAUCCCCAGAGGAACGAUUUAACCUUUCCAAACAGAGAGACGGACAAAGCUCAAGCUCCGACAGUUGGCCCAGCUCACCAGAACUGAAUCGAGACCACGAAAGAAAGUCUAGCUCUACCUGCACAGAUGGGCAAAACAGAGUGUCGACAUACAACAAUAACAAUAUCCGGCUCAAGGGUUCGGAGAAAGACAAGAAUACAACUUCACCACCAGCGCAGGGUAGGAUGCAGCUCUUUGCCUUGUACAACCACACAGAGGAGAUGAACACUUCUCUGAGGUUUUAUUCACUCAGGGUGCCACUACAGGUGCAAAAGGAGGCAGGGCUUGUCAUGGAAGUUGACACACACUGGCUCGACCACAUGACUCAGCAUUUCAGCAGCGGCGCACACCUCAUUGAUGGGUUUUUCCACCUUGAAGAUGAUAACGACAAUGGUGUUUCAUCUGUGGAUAGUGUGUUCAUCUUCCAGAGCUCAUCAGAGGAGACCGCAAACACCUCCUACGAUGCUAUCGUGGUUGAGCAGUGGACCAUUGUUGAUGGUGUUGUGGUGAAGACAGACUACAUUCCCCUGCUCCAGUCUUUGGCUCCGUAUGGAUGGAGGCUGAUGUGUGUGUUACCCACACCAAUUGUCAAGACCAACAGUGACGGGAGUUUGUCGACCAAGCAAAUCCUCUUCCUUCAGAGACCCGUUUUGCAGCGCAAGAGAAAAGACUUCAAGAUGCUCAACCUCAGGGGUCGCAGCAAGACGAAGAAAAAAUCUACUGAAGAGACGGAAGAGGAGAGAGAGAACAUGUCCCCUCUGAUGGAGACGGAGAUGGACAGGUUGAGAGGAAACACAACAGAGGAGGAAGAAGAGGCAGAGGGGAGAAGGAGCAGAGACAGCGGAAGGAGCGAAGGUGAAGAGGAGAGGGAACAGGAUGCGCAGCAUCAAAGGGGCUUCUUGCUCCUUUCGAGGAGCAGGGCUUCUGUCGAGGAAGAGGAAACGGACGUCGACAGGAUCCCUCUGUCCGAGCAGGAGUCGGCGGUGAGAUGGACAGAUGUGUGUCAGAGGGAUGAUGGAGGGGUCAAGGAGGAGGUGAAGACGGAGGAGCGCAUCAAACAGCAGCUGUUUUCUGGUGUCUGUUGA
This is a messenger RNA of Plectropomus leopardus (leopard coralgrouper), 2313 nucleotides long. RefSeq names its product raftlin, lipid raft linker 1a (gene rftn1a). NCBI's taxonomy places the organism in Eukaryota, Metazoa, Chordata, Actinopteri, Perciformes, Serranidae. The record is from RefSeq and is a predicted model, not a curated record.